GACGGCGAGACGCACUCCCACUCUUCCGCUCGAUUUUGGUGCGAAUUUUAGUGAAAGUUGCGCUGAUAAUCCGUGAAAAACACAUCCCAUACCUACAGCUUCAGUUAGUGCGUGCAGGGAACCUCGAGUUAAGCGUGAAUCUUUUGCAGUACGCCACAAUAUGACGGAUAUCGCUAAUCUACAGCAACAGGAUAGCAGCAGCUAUAGUGGCGGCGACGGUGACGGUGAUCAGGGCAGUGGCACCAUGAGCGGAUUCGACCAAAAUCAGGGCCAGGUUGCCGGCGAUGAAGGCAACCCAUCGCUGUUCAUACGCCUACGUGGAUUGCCGUGGAGCAUCACCGAGGACGAGAUACGCAACUUUCUGCACGGCGUCAACAUACUGCAGGUGCAUAUUGGCGUAAACCCGAUGACCAAGCGACAAACCGGCGAAGCGUACAUUCGUGUCGCGUCCGCUUCCGAUCGCCAUAAAGCGUUCUCUCGGAACAAGCAAACGAUCGGUCACCGGUACAUUGAGUUCUUCAACGCCACCGAGGAGCAGUACGAAAUGUCGCUCCAGGAGCUGGAUGACGACGAGGAGGGCGGUCCGGUGGUGAAGCUGCGCGGUCUACCCUGGACCAGCACCAAGGACGACGUGAAAGGCUUUUUCCAGGGCUUGACGAUUAAGAAUGGCUAUAAUGGGAUACUUUUGCUACUGGACAACCUGGGACGGGCAUCUGGGGAGGCGAUUGUAGAGUUUGCAACCGAGGCCGAAGCUGAAGCGGCCAUGGGAAAGCACAAAGAGAAGAUUGGGAACAGAUACAUCGAGCUUUUCCGCAGCAGUACCCGUGAAAUGAAGCGCGCGGAAAAGCGCCUGCGACGCAUGACACCAUACGGGCGCAACGAUCGCAACUCGGGUGGAGGCUACUCACAGAUGUCCGAUUCUGUUUACGGUCAAGGUACGUACGCAGAUUACUCUGACAAUACGAUGGGAUCGGGAGGCAACAUGAGUGGCGGUUGGAAUGAUCGUUCCAAUGGCGGUUAUGGCAAUGGCGGCAGUGGAUACAAUCCUAACUCGAACAACAUGGGUCAAAUGUACUCUCCGGGAAACAAUGGCAACUCGGGCUCGGGUCUUUCCAACAAUUUGGGUAGCAUCGACAUCUUGCGCCUGUUGCAGGAUCAGCUAAUAGAUCGAGGUGGUGGCACCAACUAUGGUUCGGGACGUAGCGGAAGUCCUUCCGGUGGUGGUAUGAACAGCGGUGGUGGUGUUAGCGUCAGUGCGAACAGCUACAGCACUAGCGCCGGCUAUGGUUCCGGAACGGGUGGUAAUUCCGGCGGUGGAGAUAUGCAAUCCAUGAUGGGCAUGGACCGUGGAGGAGGCAACAGUGGCAGCUAUCGUCCCACUGGACCAAUGUCCAACAGCUACGGCGGAGGCUACUCGACGGGUAUGGGAAGCGGCAAUAGUUCCAACAUGGGAUCUUACAACACCAGCAGCUACGGGUACGGUUCCGGCGGCGGUGGUGGUGGUGGUAGCAGCUACGGUUCGAUGAACAAUUACGCCAACAAUGACUUUGCGGGUGACGAACCGAACCUGUACUGUGUGCAUAUGCGCGGCAUGCCGUUCAAUUGCGACGAACAGGACAUGCACGACUUCUUCAUGCCGCUCCGGCCGGUCAAAUGUGUCGUGCAGUUAAACAGCCGCAAACGCCCAUCAGGCGAAGGGGAUGCGUACUUCGAAACGAAGGAGGAAGCCAUCAAGGCGAUGCGAAAGGAUAAGGAAAAGAUGGGCUCCCGCUACAUUGAGCUAUUUGCCGGCCAGCGUCACUUCGGCACCGGUACCGGCAGCGUCGGCGGUGGCAGCCUUGGCGGUAUGGGAGGCAACCAAUUCCCGAAGAAGUACUUUAACUGAAGCCUUCCUUCGGCAGAUUUAAGAUGAGAUUUUUUAUAAUAACCUCACUUUUAUUAUUCAUCCAUCAUCGUUAAACCUUCCUCGAUUAUGCAAAUUGUGAGACGAGAUUGUUGCGAGGCUUUGUGGGCUUUGUGGGGAUUGUGGUCCCAUCGUGAACGUUAACAUAAACUCAACAUUAUUACGAUCCGUCUGUAUCAUUUCGCUGUGCAUCUCUCCACAUGGGAACCGUGCCGGAAGUGUUAACCUUUAACUGUAGUAUGACAAAUCUAAUACCUAAUUUUAACUCAGUGACCGGUCGCACGCAUCUUGAGCAAGGUUAGCUUUGGUUCUAUUUGAAUUUAAAAUGCUGUCGUGCUUUGAAGAUAUCGUGUACAGCAAAUUGAAUAAAACAUUUGACAAUUGAUAAUCACAUUAAAUCCAUCAGAAUCCCAAGAAUAUGUGUGUUGCGGGUAGCUCGGUUCGAAAGUUUUAUGUUCAGCUUGAAUUUGUCAUGUUUUGUCGUACCGCGGAUAUGACGUGGAACGGCGUUACAACUGAGAGAUACUUAGCUGUAUUAGUUAAAGGUAAAACCAGCUCUAAUUAGUUACAGUAAACCUAACCUGUUGGUGGUGGUGGUGAUGAUGAUGAUGGUUAAUAUUUCUGCAUAAACUCGUGGCUUGUGGGAAGAAUAUUGCGAUGGAUAAUGUAUAGUUCUUAAGACACCGUUGCGAAAGGAAUCGAAUCAAGGGAGGGAGACUCAAAUCUGAUAACAACCAAUUUUAAGACACGUUCAACAUGCAUCUGCACGAAAAAAAACCCACACACACACGAUGCGACUCCCCUAAAUAACAAAACUAAAACAAAAACGAAUAACUACUCAGAACACUCAUUGGCAAAGAAGCUUUUUUGUUUACGUGGGGCUAUAGUAUAAUUCUUUGUUCUUUACAAUUAAUUAAAUUUACAUCUACAAAACACGAAACACAUAAUGUAUGUAUAGUGAGCGGCGUAAAGGGUCAGUCGUUGGUGGAGCUGGAGACACUCUUCAGCAAUCCCCGAUGUUGAUCCCCUAAGGUACCGGGAUAAGAAGUAAUUAUUGUGGCGCAAGAAAGGAGGGCCAGGGCAAGGGCAACCCACAUGGAGUAAAUAAACUGACACCCAAUU
Molecule: messenger RNA, 3025 nt
Organism: Anopheles moucheti
Lineage: Eukaryota; Metazoa; Arthropoda; Insecta; Diptera; Culicidae
Gene: glo
Product: heterogeneous nuclear ribonucleoprotein H3
Exons: 6
Coding region: 161-1885 (574 amino acids)
Biological process (GO): regulation of RNA splicing
Cellular component (GO): nucleoplasm; ribonucleoprotein complex
Molecular function (GO): RNA binding
Source: RefSeq, a predicted model, not a curated record